This is a messenger RNA of Gadus morhua (Atlantic cod), 2564 nucleotides long. It is a transcript of the gene mid1, whose product is annotated as midline 1. Gene Ontology annotation, cellular component: cytoplasm. Gene Ontology annotation, biological process: regulation of microtubule cytoskeleton organization. Gene Ontology annotation, molecular function: protein binding; zinc ion binding. The record is from RefSeq and is a predicted model, not a curated record. NCBI's taxonomy places the organism in Eukaryota, Metazoa, Chordata, Actinopteri, Gadiformes, Gadidae.
UCUGUGCGCAUGAGGAAGCUGGCGCAGCAGAUCGCCAGCUGUAAGCAGUGUGUGGAGCGCUCGUCCUCCCUCAUCACGCAGGCCGACCAGACGCUGAAGGAGGCCGACCACGCUCGCUUCCUGCAGACCGCCAAGAACAUCUGCGAGAGGGUGUCCAUGGCAACGGCCUCCUCUCAGAUCCUGAUCCCCGAGAUCAACCUGAAUGACACCUUUGAUACGUUCGCCCUGGACUUCACCAGGGAGAAGAAGAUGCUGGAGAGCCUGGAUUAUCUCACGGCCCCCGCCCCCCCGGCCAUAAGGGAGGAGCUGUGCACGGCGUCCUACGACACCAUCACCGUGCACUGGACGUCCGACGACGAGUUCUGCGUGGUGUCGUACGAGCUGCAGUACGCCAUCUUCACCAGCCAGGCCAACGUCAUCAGUCUGUGUAACUCGGCCGACAGCUGGAUGAUCGUGCCCAACAUCAAGCAGAACCACUACACGGUGCACGGCCUCCAGUGUGGAACCCGCUACAUGUUCAUCGUGAAGGCCAUCAACCAGGCUGGGAGCCGCAGCAGUGCACCGGGCAGGCUGAAGACUAACAGCCAGCCGUUCAAGCUGGACCCGAAGUCGGCCCACCGCAAGCUGAAGGUGUCCCACGACAACCUGACAGUGGAGCGCGAGGAGACGUCCUCCAAGAAGGCCCAAAGCCAGGACCGCUUCACCAGCCAGGGCAACUACGGCGUGACGGGCAACGUCUACAUCGACAGUGGCCGCCACUACUGGGAGGCCCUGAUUGGAGGGAGCUCGUGGUUUGCGGUGGGCGUGGCCUACAAGUCGGCGCCCAAACACGAGUGGGUGGGGAAGAACUCGGCCUCGUGGGUGCUGUCGCGCUGCAACAGCUCCUGGGUGGCGCGGCACAACGGCAAGGAUGUGUCGGUGGAGCCGUCGGCGCACCUGCGGCGCGUGGGCGUGCUGCUGGACUACGACUCGGGCUCGCUGUCCUUCUACGACGCCGUGGCCUCGCAGCACCUGCACACCUUCCACGUGGACUUCGUGCAGCCGGUCUGCCCCGUGUUCAACCUGUGGAACCGCUGCCUGACCGUCCUGUCCGGCCUGCCCAUCCCGGACAACCUGGAGGCCAGCGACUGCCGGGAAUGAGCGCCGCGAUGGGACGCCGGACGGAACGCCGCCACGGAACGCCGUGCCGGAACGCCGCCACGGACCGCCGUCACGGCUCGCCAAACCCCCGGGCGCCGCUUAUGAAACGAUGCGUCGCCGACAUUGGGCGCCUCGCCGCCAUGUGCUCCACGGGGGGGGUCCAGACAAAACGUUUGUUGCACAUUGAAGACAAUCGGUGUACAAAGCACGCUGUGGUCCUACAUGAGGGCUGCCUACGCCGUCAGGGAUGGGAGCUUAGGGGUUUUUUUCUCGCUCAGAUGGAGACGCCGGACACGGCAUCCUGCGGCCUCGGAGCUCGCUCAUUGGUUAUCGCGGCAGCUCCUCCCAGCCGGGGGAGGAGCUUGACUCGUUACACACGACACUGCGGAGGACCUGAGGAACGACCUGUGUGUGUUGGUGUCCGUUUGGGCGCGUUUGUGUGCGUUGGCGUGCGUUUGUGUGUAGCUGUGUGUUUGUGUGUGGCCGUGUGUUGGGUGUGCGUUGGCGUGCAUUGGCGUGCGUUAUACGGCAACAAAGACAAUCUUCACACCGUUUGCUGGUAUGAAGCCCAUGUACUAUAGAUACGAGAAGCAAUAAGUAAACUGGGGCACAACCAGGAGCGCCCUGUUUGUUUGUAAGCGGCUGAAGCAGCUUGCUGAUUGGCUGAGAUCGUGGCCCCUUCGGGAGGGCCUUCCUACCAUGAAGGCGUUCUUCUAUUUUGCACAGCGUGAACAAGUUCCCUGCUGGCUUGUUUGGAGGAAUUUGGAGAUGACAAGAUUUCGGUUAACAUUUUUACAUUUGUAUUGAAUUAUUUUUACACCUGCCUAAGAUGGUUUAUUUAGUGCACAUAUUUCUGCAUGUUUUGACUUUUGCGGGCUGCCAAGACGAGGUCUGCAGGCGAGCGGCAGCGAGGGGGAAUCAGCCCAGCCGUGUCUCGUGAGGUUCAAUGAUCCCUUGUUUUUAGUUGGGGGCGAACGUGUGAGAGAGAGAGUGUUAUUUAUACACUCCUGUAGAAGUUAGCGAGUUUUUGAAGCACUUUCAGCACCCCAGCCGCCCCAUGCUAAGGCCUAGCCCCACCUGCUACAGUGUAUACCGUCUCCAUGCCCUCUUGUACAUGUGUAAACAUAUAGAAUAGACUAUAGGUUCCUUUAAUUCCUCACAGAAAUGCAAAGUUGGAUUCUAAGUUUGUGUGGAUGCCAAUUAUUUAUUAGUUGAAAAAUGAAAUUGUAAUUUUAAAUAGGAGUCAACAAAAACCUUAACACAGGCAAUACAUCCUACAAACCAAAAUAUAAACUCUUGGUUAAUCGGUUCACCCGUGCUGGCCUGAGUCAAAUAAAAAGCUGGGAGUCCUAGUCAAAUCAACACUGCACCACCAUUUUUGCACAUUUGUUCUUCUGUGAUCUAAUAAAGAAUGUCUUAAUUUC